AUGGCUGCCCACCCCCGUUAUGGCUGCCCACCCCCGUUAUGGCUGCCCACCCCGUUAUGGCUGCCCACCCCCGUUAUGGCUGCCCACCCCCCGUUAUGGCUGCCCACCCCCGUUAUGGCUGCCCACCCCUGUUAUGGCUGCCCACCCCCGUUAUGGCUGCCCACCCCCGUUAUGGCUGCCCACCCCCGUUAUGGCUGCCCACCCCCGUUAUGGCUGCCCACCCCCGCUAUGGCUGCCCACCCCCGCUAUGGCUGCCCACCCCCGUUAUGGCUGCCCACCCUCGUUAUGGCUGCCCACCCCCGUUAUGGCUGCCCACCCCCCGUUAUGGCUGCCCACCCCCGUUAUGGCUGCCCACCCCCGUUAUGGCUGCCCACCCCCGUUAUGGCUGCCCACCCCCGUUAUGGCUGCCCACCCCCGUUAUGGCUGCCCACCCCCGUUAUGGCUGCCCACCCCCGCUAUGGCUGCCCACCCCCGCUAUGGCUGCCCACCCCCGUUAUGGCUGCCCACCCCCGCUAUGGCUGCCCACCCCCGUUAUGGCUGCCCACCCCCGUUAUGGCUGCCCACCCCCGUUAUGGCUGCCCACCCCCGUUAUGGCUGCCCACCCCCGUUAUGGCUGCCCACCCCCGCUAUGGCUGCCCACCCCCGUUAUGGCUGCCCACCCCCGUUAUGGCUGCCCACCCCCGUUAUGGCUGCCCACCCCCGUUAUGGCUGCCCACCCCCGUUAUGGCUGCCCACCCCCGUUAA
Molecule: messenger RNA, 744 nt
Organism: Procambarus clarkii (red swamp crayfish)
Lineage: Eukaryota; Metazoa; Arthropoda; Malacostraca; Decapoda; Cambaridae
Source: RefSeq, a predicted model, not a curated record